Drosophila grimshawi is the source of this 2220-nucleotide messenger RNA. RefSeq names its product uridine phosphorylase 1. NCBI's taxonomy places the organism in Eukaryota, Metazoa, Arthropoda, Insecta, Diptera, Drosophilidae. Gene Ontology annotation, cellular component: cytoplasm; cytosol. Gene Ontology annotation, biological process: nucleotide catabolic process; uridine catabolic process. Bases 317 to 1357 code for a protein of 346 amino acids. The transcript is spliced from 5 exons. The record is from RefSeq and is a predicted model, not a curated record. Gene Ontology annotation, molecular function: uridine phosphorylase activity.
AGUCAACGUUGAACUUCGCGCCGCUGCAGACGUCAACGCCUGGCCGUAGAGUGUUUUAGUGUGCGUGUGCGACACAGUGAGAGAGACUGAGAGAGAGGGAAAGCUCGUGCUGAAAACAUUGCCGUCAUAUUUACACGUGAGUCGCAGCAGACCAGCAGAUAAACAAAGCAAUAGCAGCUGCAAAAGCGCAAAUCGUUAAAGGACGCCGAGGACGUUGGCCAAAAGUCAAAUCAAAUCGCGAUUUGCGCGCGUUUUUUCUUCUUCAUUUGACUGCCGAAAAAGUAGCAAAUUUUUACCUUUUAUCGUCUAGUGAAAGAUGUCGCUACUAACGACCAACAGCCACUCGCUGUCCGAGGAGGAAAUCGAUGAAUACUCCGAUGGCACCGUCAGAUUACGCAACUCGAAUAUCGAGCUAAUGGAUCAGGAUAUUCUAUAUCAUCUGGCGCUGGGCAGCGAGAGUCAUGAUCUGCAGGAAAUGUUUGGCGAUGUUAAGUUCGUUUGCAUGGGCGGGACACCAAAGCGCAUGGAGAACUUUGCACACUUCAUUAUGGAAGAUAUCGGUUAUAAACUGCCCGCUGGCACCCAGCUGCAGGAUAUAAGCGCUUACUCGUACCGCUAUUCCAUGUACAAAGUUGGUCCAGUGCUUUCCGUUAGUCACGGCAUGGGAACGCCCUCGGUUAGCAUACUGAUGCACGAGAUGAUCAAGCUGAUGUAUCAUGCCAAAUGCAUUGAUCCCAUCUUCAUACGCAUUGGCACCUGUGGCGGCAUCGGUGUCGAAGGCGGCACAGUCAUCAUCACCGAGGAUGCCCUCGACGGACAGCUGCGCAACUCGCAUGAAUUUACAAUUCUUGGGGAGACAAUCCAUCGGCCAGCCAAGUUGGAUAAGAAGUUGGCACGCGAACUGAAAUCGUUGGCAAGUCCUGAUGAUCCAUAUGACACCAUUAUCGGAAAGACACUGUGCACAAAUGAUUUCUAUGAGGGGCAGGGACGUUUGGAUGGCGCCUUCUGUGAGUUUAGCGAAAACGACAAGAUGACGUAUCUCGAGAAGUUGCGGGACAACGGCGUCGUCAAUAUCGAAAUGGAAAGCACCAUUUUUGCGGCGCUGACUCAUCAUGCUGGAAUCAAAGCCGCUGUUGUUUGUGUGGCGCUGCUUAAUCGCUUGAAUGGGGAUCAGGUCAAUGCACCCAAGGAGGUUAUGCACGAGUGGCAACAGCGUCCACAAAUUCUUAUCGCUCGAUAUAUACGCAAAGUGCUCUCCCAGAAUGGACAGCUGAAGUCGUUCUUUGGCCAUCAGGGAUCAAUAAAGUCGCCGCGUCGCUUCAAGCUGGUCCAGCAGGAGUCUCAGGCUCACGAAUAGAUAAUCUGUAUGUAUAUGUAUAUCAGAUAUAACGACAAGUUACCUUUUGGCUUUACUGUCCAAUUCCCCAACAACAAAAACAACAUUUCUUUAUGUAUACAAUUUGUUCAACAACAUUCCUUAGUUUAAUUGUCGCUUUAAGUUGUUUAGCCUAUUUUCACCCAAUGAAUGUACUAGAUGUAUAUCCAAUUCCUCAUUAGCUUAUUUAACACAACAAAAUAUUUAAAUAACGCUGUGUUUCCAAAUGCCAGCAAAUUAUUCAAAUUGUUGUUGAUUGCACUUUAAUAAUAAAACAAAAACCAAAACCAAAACAGAAAACAUACAGAAAAUAUUGUUAAUUGUUAUGUUGCAUAUAUUCUAAAUGAGGCAAACCAAAAAAAAAAAUAUGUAUGUAAUUCUGAUCAUAAUAUAAGAUUUCAUAAAUUAUUAUAUUACACACAUAUUGUAUUGUAAUUCCUAAACAUUUGUUAUAAUGUUGCUAAUCUUAAAUUUAUACAACAGUUACUCUUAUUCAAAUCUAUAUAAAAAGAAACCAAAACAAGCUGAAUACAAUUUAAAAACAAAAAGCGUUAAGCAUUGCAAUCGGACAUAACCGACUGCCGAAUACUCUGAUGCCAGCUGAUAGAUUUGGUGGCUCUAGCUAUAAAAUUGCGGAAUAUCAACAAAUAUCAAAACAAAUACAAAUAAAGGUUUCCAAGUUUGGCAACUUACAAUUUAUGCCGAUCUUUCUACGAGCUCACUUUCCAUUCAAAAUGGGUCUCAUAGCUUCGGUGUCAGAGUAUAGAAACGGUUUGAAUGCAAAAUACGAAAAACUUUAUGAAACUAAUUGGUAUAUAUAUUAAAAGCAAAAUGUAUUUAAACAA